Messenger RNA from Monascus purpureus, 462 nucleotides. NCBI's taxonomy places the organism in Eukaryota, Fungi, Ascomycota, Eurotiomycetes, Eurotiales, Aspergillaceae. The record is from the annotation of a GenBank genome assembly.
AUGGACGACGAUGCCUCAUCAACAGACAUUUCUCCCGCUUCCACGUCUGCCGUCACCGAGGACAUCGGGCCGUUUGGCUGCGCAGCCCGAGUAGCAUGGAUCCUGGACCAAAUCUUCCGCGCGAUGGAUAUACCGGAUCUUGAUUCCCAACUGGCGCGUGUCAACGCACUGGAUGAGACGCUGCGGUUGUUUCUGGCCGAUAUGAUGCGGCAGAUUCAUGAGAGACAGCUUCUGUGCUGUGAACCGCUCAGUGCGGCUUUUCGGGCUUUGUUCAUGAUACACCAUCAGAUUCUAGGUGUGCGUCCCGGCUUGUCCGGCCAUACUACCGAAUCCCGGAUAUCGCCUGCGCAGUGGGAGAAGUCUAACGCGGCUCUCGACACCGCGACCAAGAUGAUCGUCGAUGUUGUCGAUUCCCAUGUGAAUAUCAGUCCGGAUCUCUGUUAUAUUGGCCUCCCCCGGUAG